Messenger RNA from Manduca sexta (tobacco hornworm), 1679 nucleotides. It is a transcript of the gene Tbp, whose product is annotated as TATA-box-binding protein. Bases 333 to 1331 code for a protein of 332 amino acids. Gene Ontology annotation, biological process: DNA-templated transcription initiation. The transcript has 4 exons. Gene Ontology annotation, molecular function: RNA polymerase II general transcription initiation factor activity; DNA binding. Lineage: Eukaryota; Metazoa; Arthropoda; Insecta; Lepidoptera; Sphingidae. The record is from RefSeq and is a predicted model, not a curated record.
CUUGCCACUUGUAGUUGAUAUUUCUAGUUUGUCUCUGGUAGAUAUUAUAUUUUGACCUAACUUACUUUUUGAUACAAACAUACACCGCGCUUAACGAAGAAAAUCGAAAUUCGUUAUUGUUUAUUAAUUGUCACCGAAGUGUUUUUGUAAAAUAGUGUUAUUUUGUAAUAUUGGUAUACCUACAUGCUUUCUGUAUCUGUGAAAAGGUUGUGCUGUUGUCAAUACUCCAGUAAAUCACUAAUCAGUUUACGUAAAACUGCCAUAAGUUUUCUAUAGUUAACUAAUUGUUUAUAAAUACAGAGUAUUAUUUGCUUGUAAUAUAGUUAAAAAACAUGGAUCAAAUGCUACCCAGUCCAUACAAUAUACCUGGAAUAGGUACACCAUUACAUCAACCAGAGGAGGACCAACAGAUAUUGCCAAAUGCUAUGCAACAGCAACAACAACAGCAGCAGCAGCAGCAACAGCAGCAACAACAAUCGCAACAACAGCAGCAGCAGUCACAACAGUCCCAGCAGCAGUCCCAACAACAGUCUCAACAACAUUCAAUGGCGCCGCUGGGUUCCUCGCCACUAGUGGGAUUCGGUACAUUAAUCCUCGGAACUCCGCAAAGGAAUAUGUAUACUUAUGCACCAACAUCAAGCUAUACUACACCUCAACAGAUGAUGCAGCCACAAACACCACAAAACAUGAUGUCACCAUUGAUAACUAGUGGAAGUCUUGCCAGCCAGCAACUGUUGAGCCAAGCCAGUCCAGCUCCAAUGACCCCUAUGACUCCUCAUUCUGCAGAUCCUGGGAUACUUCCUCAAUUACAGAAUAUUGUUUCUACAGUAAAUUUAAACUGCAAAUUAGACCUGAAAAAAAUUGCACUACACGCCCGAAAUGCGGAAUAUAACCCCAAACGUUUUGCUGCUGUUAUUAUGAGGAUAAGAGAACCCAGAACUACAGCUUUGAUAUUUUCAUCUGGAAAAAUGGUGUGUACCGGAGCCAAAAGUGAGGAGGACUCCCGCCUAGCUGCAAGAAAAUAUGCUAGGAUUAUUCAGAAACUAGGCUUUACGGCAAAGUUUUUGGACUUCAAAAUUCAAAAUAUGGUUGGGAGUUGCGAUGUGAAAUUCCCUAUUCGUCUCGAAGGCUUAGUGCUUACACAUGGACAAUUUAGUUCUUAUGAACCUGAACUUUUUCCGGGACUUAUCUAUCGAAUGGUCAAACCAAGAAUAGUGCUGUUAAUUUUUGUGUCUGGAAAAGUUGUGCUGACUGGUGCCAAAGUGCGGGAAGAGAUAUAUGAAGCAUUUGACAAUAUUUAUCCUAUUUUAAAAAGCUUUAAAAAACAGUAACAAUAUUAAUUUAAUAAUUAGUUUUACGUUUGUAUAUUAAGAAUCUGAUAGAAAGUGUCAAAGAAUAUAACUAAAUAUGCAUUAACUUCAAAAUGAUCACUAUUCUCUUAAUUAUAAAUAUUAUACUGUCAAAAUAUUACAUUCAGUGUUUCUAAUGUGCUAACAAAAUACAAAUUCACCUUGAAGGUCACCAGCAUCCACCACACAUUCACACCACAUUCAUAAUUAUUAUAGUGAUCACUUUGAAAGUUUCUAUCAUUUAGUAGUCUUGACUGGUGUUUUCUGUGCAGGUAUGUUGACUUUAAAUUUUAAUGUUUAUUUUUGUAAUUUAGAAAAAACUGACUUAUA